Messenger RNA from Schistosoma bovis, 911 nucleotides. The record is from the annotation of a GenBank genome assembly. NCBI's taxonomy places the organism in Eukaryota, Metazoa, Platyhelminthes, Trematoda, Strigeidida, Schistosomatidae.
UUGCAUAGGAUGACCGAGUAGUUUAACUGACCCUUAUUGCUGCAUAUAUUAGCAGGUUGGGUUUUCUCAUCUUUAAUAUUCACCUAGCCUGACCAAUUGCUCACGUUCAAUAUAAUUUGGGCUUUGUAAAUCAAUUAAACUAUACUAUACUUCCGAAUCCGUUUUUUCAUAAACUUUGAUUUCAUUAAAGCAAUUCAAACUUUGUUCCAAACUGAUUUUUAGUCGUAGAAUUUGGUGUUAGGUUUUUCUAGGUAAACUGUCAAACUGUCAGAUUUUAAAUGGCAACUGUAACAAAACCGGAUACGAAAAGAACGUAUCCUAGUUGGUUUGAAAAUCUCCACACUGAAAGAAAGGCGGCUGAAGGUAAUCGGGAUAUAUCAUAUGAUCAUCGUCAAUUGGUUAGAGCUACACGCAUCGAAACAGAUAUAAAUACAAAAUAUGAUCAACUCCAAAGAAAUAAUCAAUUAUCUGAUCGUAUAUGGAUUGUACGUCAAUGGCGUGACAAAUUAAUUACUCAAUUAAAUAAACUCAAGCAAAAAGACACUCAUUUAAAAGCUGGUAAACAUAAAACACAAGAAUUUAUGAUUAAAUUAAAUGAUUCAUUUGAUGUCAACAUUGAAUCUCUAACACAUUUGGAUCGUAGACAAAAUGAUGAGAAUAUUAUUGAUCCUGUUUUUAAGGAAUUAAACAUGGAACGUGAUCUAUUGAAAGAAAUACAAACAGAUCUUCAACGACAAAUCGACGAAGCAAUUCAUUUAUUAGUUGAAAUGAAUAAUGUAGCAAAACCAUUUUAUUCAGAUAUUUUUAAUAAAAAUGAAGCUGUACAUAUCGAUAUUGAUGUUUAUAAUUUGAAUGAAAAGUCAUCUUGUAUUAGUCAAAAACCGUUCUGUGAACGUUUACCAGAAAGGUGA